AUGCGUCUGCUAUUACCGCUCCUUUGUGCUGUCUCACUUAUCAAUGCUCAGUCGACCACCUCGAGCGUGUCGAAUGGAUCGAAUCAAUCGGGUUCUUCCGACCCCACUCCGACCCCCACCACGAAGGGGAAUAACACACUCGAAGUAAUCACGACCACCAUCACUCAGCUCAUUUCCUCCGGCUCGGCUUCACCGACAAGCACCACUUUCGCCCUGACUUUGACACUCAACUCAACCGCCCCGACGUUGAAUAGCACUUUAUCUGGUAAUGGGACACUUUUGGGGAACGCGACGUUAGAUAAUGCUACCGUUCCAUGGAAUGAGACCGAUCAAUGGCUACCCUUUCAUGUGGUCAUCGACCCUGCGUACGGGACGUUUGGAGCAGUGAUGAUUCUUACUGGGAUACCUGUAGCAGGCUUAGGAGGAAAGAAUCGAUGGUCCUCUCUCGCCAUCGUAUCUGGCUAUUCCCUUAUGCUCUUCACACUAGUCAUGAUCCUCCGAUUUGGAGUUGAGCCAAACCUUCAGCCCCCUUCCCCUUCCCCGCCGUCCACCACCCUUAGGGGAUUAUACCUCCUAGCAUGUCUCAUCGCAUCUUUUUUCGGCGCAGCCAUCGGCAUCUUUUUCUUCAAUUUUGCAAAAUAUUGGAUCUCAGCGACAGGCGGUUUUGCUCUCGGAUGGUUCUUGCUUGCUACUCGACAUGGGGGUCUCAUUUCCUCUACUCUUGGUCGAUGGGGUUUACUGGGUGGAUUGACUGUGGCCGGGUUCGUGGGAGGAUUAGUGCCGAUCUUACAUGAACAUAUGAUUUUGGUAUCGACGGCAUUAAUCGGUGCUACCGCUGUCACCUUGGGUAUUGAUUGUUAUUCCCGAGGAGGUCUAAAAGAGUUUUAUAUCUACAACCUAGGCUUUCACGAUCUCUUCCCCAAACUCGACAACAUGCGUUACCCCCUCACACAAACGAUGAUGAUCGAACUGGGUGUCCUCGCUGCCAUCUUCAUCAUGGGUGGCGCCAUUCAAUUCCCUCUCCUUAAUAUCCUUCAAAGACGUUUAAAGCAAAUGAGAGAAGAAGAAGAAGCUAGGAUCGAAGCUGAAGAAGUGACCAAAGCCGCAGAGAGAUUCAAAAACCUCGGUAAUGAGAUGAGUCAAUGGGAAGAGAAACACGGUCAUGGUACAUCCAACUCCGUCUCGACAGGAAUCUCUCCACGCAGUCCAACUCCUGGCACCCCGGGUUAUGAAAAUGGCACUUUACCCCGACUUUCUUUCGUUGACCCUGGUUCUGGGAGUGGAAGGAGUGGACGUGCGGAGUCUACUUUGAGUCUUCUUAGACCUUCUCCCGCUUCGGCAAGAACGAGCACAUACGAAGCGUUAGCACUUGAUUCGCCAACUACUAGUACUCCUAUCCUUCAACAUAAUUCGCAAGCUCCUAGUAUCUCCAAAUUCGAAGGUCUUGAAGGUCUUCUUUCCGAUUCUACCUCUCCUGUCACUCCUCCAAACAACAAAUCUACCAUUCUUAUUGAUGAAGAUUUAGCGAACAAAAUGCGAUUAUUGGAAGAAGUCAAAAAAGCAAGAGAGGAAGUUAAAAAAGCUAGAGAAGAAGUACAUUCUUCACUUGAACGGACCCGAACUGUCACACCUACCCCGAGCCUCUUGUCACAUUUGGAUCCGUCAAGAGAAGGUGCAAGAACACCCAUGACACCUCUUAACAUGGGUCUCAAUCCCUCCAGCGCGUCUUCCGCGGAAAUGGGAAUGAAUUCCGGACGUAGAUUUUCAAACGCAAGUUCGAUGGUACUCGAUAGGGAAUCUUCAACACCAAAUACGAACAUGAUCCAAGGGUAUGUCCCUUUGAAUCCGGGGUUAGGAAUGGACGACAGGCGAGGAAGGACUAAAAGCAUGCACGAAAUCUCAGGAUUAGAAUCAGGAUGGAAUAAGGAUGAUAGAGAAGGUAGAAGAUCCAUGGCGGAUCUAACCAGACCUCUCUCUACUGAUCAAUCUAUUCGAUAUGGUCAACAUCAAGGACAAAAGAACGAAAUCGGAGAAAGACGUUCGACUUAUCAUGAACCAUCAUCACAUAAUCAACAUAUCGUUACAGGUUCUGCUGCUUCUAUUUUACAUCCAACUCAAUCAAAACCACGUCCACAAAGAUCGAUGACUUUUGAAGAAUUAGCAGAAAGACAUAGGAAAAGAUUAAGUUCUUUACAAGAACCCGUGACCGCCAAAAUGAGGGAAGAGGUUCAAGCUGCGGAAGCUAGGAUGAAAUGGGAAGCUCAGAAGAAAAGGGAAAAAGCGGAAAUGUUGAGGAAAGAAAAGGAAAAGGAGAGGAUGGGAGGUAGUCAAGGUAGUGCAAGUGGUGGAAGUGCGAGUGGGAGAGGGAAAGAAAAAGUGGAAAGGAUGGAAGUUUUGAAAAAUGCGGAUGAAUGGAGAAAGAGUGUUGGGGAUGGACAAGUAAGACGUUCGGUCUAUCAGAACCCACAGGUUUAUUCGGUUCAAGAACAAGAGCAAGGAGCAAGAGGGAAUAGCGGAGGUGCGUAUGGAAUGGGAUUGGGAAGAGAGGGUCAAGGUCAAGGUAUGGGAAGAGGAGGAAAGAGAAGGAGCGGAUAUGAGUAUCCUUCAUGA
Molecule: messenger RNA, 2610 nt
Organism: Tremella mesenterica DSM 1558
Lineage: Eukaryota; Fungi; Basidiomycota; Tremellomycetes; Tremellales; Tremellaceae
Exons: 4
Coding region: 1-2610 (869 amino acids)
Source: RefSeq, a predicted model, not a curated record